GCCGCCGCCUGUCAUGCAGCCCGCUCAGUAUCCAGCAUACCAGCCUGUCCCGACUCAACCGGGCUACGGCGCUCAGCCUAUGCAGACGGGACCAUAUCAGGGACAGCCAUACGCACCAGGACCCCCACCACCAUACCACAUGGCCGCAAACCCUGGAUAUCCCAGCAGUCAGGCUCCAUAUGACGGAAGUCAGGCAGCGUACCCCAUGAUGCCCCCUGCCCAGCCCGAUAUCGCUUAUCCGUCCCCAGAGAAAUUCGAUCAGCUGGCCUAUAACCCCGCCUACAUGCAGCCACCGAAGACCGGAUAUUAAACCAAAAGCGUCUGUCACAUCAGUCACUGUUGGAUUGUGGAGGUUUGACGCACUUUCACUCGGCAGUAAGAAUGCCU
Rhinichthys klamathensis goyatoka is the source of this 387-nucleotide messenger RNA. RefSeq names its product protein shisa-5-like. Bases 14 to 310 code for a protein of 98 amino acids. Lineage: Eukaryota; Metazoa; Chordata; Actinopteri; Cypriniformes; Leuciscidae. The record is from RefSeq and is a predicted model, not a curated record. The transcript is spliced from 2 exons.